UCCGGUCUCCGAAGCUUUUCUCCCCCGCACGCGACGACCUCGCCGUCGCCGUCGCCGCCGCCGCCGCCGCCAUGGGGAGGCGAUCCGGGGGGAGGAAGCUGCCCUUCUUCGCCUCGAACGCCUCCACGUCGUCCUCCACCAAGCGGACCCGCUCGGCGCGCCGCCUCCCCUCGCUCACCAGGCCGCGCGCGUCGAGCUCCCCAUCCCCGGCGUCGCCGUCCCCGCCGCCGCCGUCCGCGUCGCACCCCGCCCCUCCGUCCCCUCCCCUCGCCGUAUCUCCCGCCGGCGCCGGUAAGGUCGGGAAGAAGAAGGCCGGGGCGCGCCUCUGGAUGCGGCUCGACCGGUGGGGCGUCUCCGAAACCCUCCAUCUCGACAAGGGCUCCAUCAUCCGACGCGCCGGCCUGCCGCCGCGGGACCUCCGGAUCCUCGGCCCCGUCUUCUCCGACUCCUCCAGCAUCCUCGCUAGAGAGAAGGCGAUGGUGAUCAACCUAGAAUUCAUCAGGGCGAUCGUUACGGCCGAUGAGAUCCUUCUACUGGAUCCUCUCACGAUCGAUGUGAUCCCUUUUGUUGAGCAAUUGACACAUCAUCUCCCUCUCAAGAACCUGGUGUGUGGGAAUGGUCAACCUGGUGGUGAUGACCAUGGGGAAAAGCAUGAUGACUCGCAUGGAGAUCAGGUGCCCCGCCUUAACGAGGCCACCGGAGCAGAGCACGAGUUGCCAUUUGAAUUCCAGGUGCUGGAGCUCGCACUCGAGACCGUGUGCUCAUCAUUCGACGUUAACGUGUCUGGUCUUGAAAGGCGCGCCACUCCGGUACUUGAGGAACUGACCAAGAAUGUCAGCACAAGGAAUCUCGAUCGUGUGCGAACUCUCAAGAGUGAUCUUACCCGUUUGCUUGCCCAUGUGCAGAAGGUCAGAGAUGAAAUAGAACAUCUUCUGGAUGAUAAUGAAGACAUGGCACAUCUGUAUCUAACAAGGAAGCAAUUACAAAACCAGCAAGUUGAGGCUUUAAUAUCAUCGGCUGCUUCCAAUAGCAUUGUUCCUGGAGGAACAAGUCUGUCCAGGUUGAACAAUAGUUUUCGGCGCAGCGUGAGCAUCGCUACAAGCAUGCAUUUGGAUAAUGACGUGGAAGACCUAGAAAUGUUGCUUGAGGCUUACUUCAUGCAAUUGGAUGGAAUUCGCAACAGAAUUUUGUCGGUUCGAGAGUAUAUUGAUGAUACAGAAGACUAUGUCAAUAUUCAACUUGACAACCAGCGUAAUGAACUUAUUCAGCUUCAGCUUACACUGACUAUUGCAUCCUUCGGCAUAGCUGUCAACACCUUCAUAGCUGGGGCUUUUGCGAUGAACAUCCAGAGCAAAUUGUACAGCAUUGAUGAUGGUAGCUUCUUUUGGCCAUUUGUUGGGGGCACCUCAUCGGGCUGCUUCAUGAUCUGCAUCGUCUUAUUAUGGUAUGCCCGGUGGAAGAAGUUGCUCGGUCCUUGAACACAAUGUAACAAGUCACGACUCAUGAGAACUGUCUCGCUGUAAAGGGCAUGCAUUUUGACUUGUAACGUCUGCAGAAAGGAGCAGUCAUUUGAAACAUAAAAGAGAAUCCUAGGAUUAGGGAGAAACUCUAAUGCAUUUAUGUUUCACUGGUAAAUAAGAUACAUUUUCUGUAGUUUUCCCUUGGUAAAAAUAUAGUAUACUAACAUGUUAUGAUCAUCAGCACCCUUGAAUUGAUUGUGGAUUUGUGGGUUAUAGGGGAUCCAAUCAUCCUGAGGCAGCAGUAUGUCUUCUUUGCAGAGAGAUAGCUGAUGAAUCACUGAACUUUAUGGACAAUACUGAAUAGUAUAUCGGUAUGUCAUUAACUCA
This is a messenger RNA of Oryza sativa Japonica Group (Japanese rice), 1847 nucleotides long. NCBI's taxonomy places the organism in Eukaryota, Viridiplantae, Streptophyta, Magnoliopsida, Poales, Poaceae. The record is from RefSeq and is a predicted model, not a curated record.